This is a messenger RNA of Empidonax traillii (willow flycatcher), 694 nucleotides long. RefSeq names its product leptin-like. Gene Ontology annotation, molecular function: hormone activity. Gene Ontology annotation, cellular component: extracellular region. The transcript is spliced from 3 exons. The record is from RefSeq and is a predicted model, not a curated record. The coding region runs from base 1 to 612 and encodes 203 amino acids. Gene Ontology annotation, biological process: signal transduction. Lineage: Eukaryota; Metazoa; Chordata; Aves; Passeriformes; Tyrannidae.
AUGGAGUCACAGACCCUGGAGCCGACGACGGAGCCACAGCCUCGUCCCGCCACCAGCCCUGGACACGGCUCGGAGACUCCGAAAUCCGGGCACUGCCACCCAGCUGAGGCCACCAAGGCCGAGUCAGUCAUCAGCCACGUCCCCGUGCCAGGAAGCCCUUACCCCAAAAAGCAUCUGCGGGGGGUCGAGCCAGCGGGGACCCCCAGGGACCACAGCCCCCGCCCUAACCCCCCAUGUCCCCCCCACUUUGUGUCCCCCCAGCUGUUCCCCCUGACCCUGCGUGUCACCGGCCUGGAGGGGGUCCCAGAGGGGGGGGUCCCGGCGGGGCUGGGGGUCGCAGCCCAGCGGCUCCAGCUGUUCCAGCGGCUCCUGGGGGCUGUGGCCGGGGGCGACCUGCGCCUGGCCCAGGUGGCCAACGACCUGGAGAACCUGCGCAGCCUCCUGGGGGUCCUGGGGGCCCUGCUGGGCUGCCCCCCGCCCCGCGACCCCCCCCCGGCCCCCCCGGCCCCGCUGGCCGAGGCUCCCCACACCGUGGCCGGGGUGGCCCUGGCGCAGCUCCAGGGGUGCCUGGAGGGGAUCGCCACCCACCUCGAGGAGGUGCCCGCCUGUUAGGGACCCCCAGGACCCCUCCAACACCCCAUGGACAUGACCAAGACCCCAGCAGGACCCCCACGAGGGCUCCUAGGACCCCACA